Messenger RNA from Phyllopteryx taeniolatus (common seadragon), 2860 nucleotides. It is a transcript of the gene klhdc4, whose product is annotated as kelch domain containing 4. Bases 154 to 1899 code for a protein of 581 amino acids. The record is from RefSeq and is a predicted model, not a curated record. Gene Ontology annotation, molecular function: protein binding. The transcript is spliced from 13 exons. NCBI's taxonomy places the organism in Eukaryota, Metazoa, Chordata, Actinopteri, Syngnathiformes, Syngnathidae.
CUCUCACGUUUAGACAGCCUUGCAUCAGAGUUUCCGGAAACCGAAGCCUGCUAUUGCGGGACAGCAUUGGAGCUCACUGAACAUGUGGGACGUGUUUGUGGAUGCCAAUUGAACGUUUUCGUUUCUUCUCACUGGAUAAAAUCACCAGCGGCUAUGGGGAAAAAAAGCAAAACUGAAAAAAAAGUGAAGGGAGCAGAGAAGACCGCUGCCAAAAUGGAGAAAAAGGUUUCCAAGAGGUCCAAACGUGAAGAGGAAGAUUUGGAGGCUCUGAUUGCUGAAUUUCAGAGUAUGGAUGCCAAGAAGACUCGGGUAGUAGAGACUGCAUGUCCCCCUCCAUCAGCAAGAUUAAGUGCAUCCCUUUCUGCUCAUCCAGAGAAGGAUGAGCUCAUCCUGUUUGGUGGUGAAUUCUUUAAUGGGAAGAAGACAUACCUGUACAAUGAUCUGUUUUUCUAUAACAUUAAAAAGGAUAGCUGGGUUAAGUCAGAGAUCCCCAACCCUCCUCCUCCACGAUGCUCUCACCAGGCGGUGCCAGUCUCUCAAGGGGGCGGCCAGCUGUGGGUGUUUGGAGGAGAGUUUGCAUCUCCAAACGGGGAACAGUUCUACCACUACAAGGACCUUUGGGUGUUGCACCUUGCUACAAAUACCUGGGAGAAUAUCAAAGCACCUGGUGGUCCAUCGGGUCGCAGUGGCCACCGGAUGGCCCUCAGCAGGAGACAGCUGCUGGUGUUUGGAGGUUUCCAUGAGAGCACCAGAGAUUUUAUCUACUACAAUGACAUCUACUCGUUCUCCUUGGACACUUUCUCUUGGUCACGGCUCUCUGUGUCAGGCGUUGCCCCCUUGCCACGCUCCGCCUGUCAGAUGACCUCUACGCCUGAUGGCUCCGGUGUCAUCAUCUAUGGAGGAUACUCCAAACUGAGACUGAAAAAGGACAUUGAGAAGGGAACGAUCCACUCUGACAUGUUUCUCCUUAGGCAAGAGGGUAAAGCUGGCCAAGAGAAGUGGACAUGGUCCAGAUUGAGCCCAUCAGGAAACAAGCCGCCGCCCCGCUCUGGCUUCUCCAUGGCGGUUGGCCCGUCAGGGCGCGCCGUGUUGUUCGGUGGGGUUUAUGAUGAGGAAGAGGAGGAGACGCUGGAGGGUGACUUCUACAAUGACCUCUACUUGUUUGAUACAGUCAAGAACCGCUGGUAUCCUAGUCAACUCAGGGGUAACAAGACGGAUAAGAAGAAACGUCGGCGAGGGAAGAAGGAUGAAGCUGGGGGGGAGGCGGCAGAUAAGGAGAAAGAAGAAGAUGCUCCCACAGGGCCCACUGAGGUCAUCAAGGAGAUUGUUACAGAAGAUGGCACAGUGAUGACCAUCAAGGAAGUAAUCCCCGGAGCUCAGGAAGCGGAGGAGACAAAUGCCGAUGAUGAAGAGGAGGAGGAAGAGGAGGAUGCAUCAGCCAUUGUGGAGCCCUGCCCACGCUCCAGUGCCAUGGCAACGGUGCGUCAGGGCAAGCUCUUCCUCUACGGCGGGAUGUUUGAGGUGGGCAGCCGCCAAUUCACCUUGAACGACUUCUACUGUCUGGACCUCCACAAAAUGGACCAAUGGGAGGUCUUGGUUAAGAUGGAUCCAAAGACCCAAGAAUGGCUGGAAGAGUCUGAAUCAGAGGACAGCGAUGAGGAACAGGAGGUGGAAGGAGGAGCAGAGGGAGGGGAAGAGGAGUCUGAUAAGGAAGAUGAAGAUGACCAUCCAGCAGCGAAGCCCGGGGAGACGCUGACAGAAUACCAGGCCCGCACAGAGCAAUACUGGAUACGACUCACACAAGCCAACAUGGGUGCAGAUGCUAAGGACAAAAAAGUCGUCAAAGUCGCCUUAGCCAUGGCUAAAGUCUUCUAUGAAGACCACACGGAGGGUGCUUAAGCAACUUUGGCCUUACUUUGUAAAAUACAUUGUGUAUGUUUUUAUGCAUGAUAUACCAUAGAACCUGUGUAAAUAGUCAAAUAAUAAUAAUUACUUUGAACACAAGAAAGAAGGUGCCUUGAAUCUCAAACAUUUAUGUGUGCACGUUGCAUGUUCUUACUGUGCUUGUGGGAACAAGCUUUCGUCGCACACUUCAAAAACAAGUUAGGUUGAUUGAAGACUCUAAAUUGCUCAUUGGUGUCAAUGUGACCCGAAACUCUAGGGUAUCAGAGCUGUAUAAACCCAAGCCCCCAAAUAAGCGAUAUGGAAAAUGGAUGGAUUACCAGACAUUUAUUGAUAAAGCUGUUAGUUAUGUAACACUGUAUAAGAUCACAUAAGAUUACCUUUAUUAGUCCCAAAAUACGGCAAUGUAGGUAACGGUGAACAGUGUGUUAAAAGUUCAUUUACACCUGCAUCAGAAAUGAAUCACAUUUCAAAAUAUGUUCAAUAUUGACACCCGACUCAUCAAAUUUUGUUUUCAGUCAAACGAUUAAAAAUUGAACCCGCAUUAUUCAUCAUGGUCAGCAGAGGGCGACUAGUGGCUGCGGUCACAAGAAAAUACCCCCUACUUUAGUUUUUUUUCACAGUGAAGUUAUGCAUGGAUUCCAUACAUACUAAUCCAUAGUGGCGCUACAUUAGUGCUGAGGCAAUUUUUCACUUAACACCAACUUUAAAUGUGUAAAAAGCUACAAAUUCCACAUAAUUUCAUUUGUUUUGUGUUCAUUGUGUAUACAGUAAGAUUUUAAAAAGUUUAAAUGAUUUCUUGUAUUGGGAUGUUUUGAGAACAUUUUAGAAGAGUGAGGCUUGUAUAAGAAAAAAAAAUCCAAGGAAAUGGGACAAAUGCGUGGUGAAAACAAUGUUUCCUAUGAUUUUGAUUACUCCUGAGUAAUGUAUUUAAAAUAAAAAAAUCACCCACCAGAAA